Molecule: messenger RNA, 463 nt
Organism: Heterotrigona itama
Lineage: Eukaryota; Metazoa; Arthropoda; Insecta; Hymenoptera; Apidae
Source: the annotation of a GenBank genome assembly
AUGAGUGAACAGAGGAAAAGGGUUCGUAACUUCUAUAAAACAGAAAAGUCGUUUGUAACUUUAGUCGUUUUUAACUCAUGCACAUCGAGAAUUUUUUGUCCCAAAAUUGCAAUAUUUUAAAUACAUUUAUAAAACAAAACAAAUAAUAAAUUUAUUACUUCUUGGUAAUAAUUUUUAUCCAAUGAUAUUAUACCGCGACGAAUUCAAAAAGAAAGCGGCGAAUUAUUGUAUACGGUUUGGUCACUCGUUAUGGUCCGUGAACCACUUGCCAGCGCAAGAGACAAAACAAAUAAUAAAUUUAUUACUUCUUGGUAAUAAUUUUUAUCCAGUGGUAUUAUACUGCGACGAAUUCAAAAAAACAGCGGCGAAUUAUUGCAUACGGUUUGGUCACUCGUUAUGGUCCGUGAACCACUUGUCAACGCAAGAGGUUAAGACUGUCACGUCAGUAUGCUUUGGACUGUAA